UGUCCAUGGCACCGUCAGCUCUGCCCAGUGGUGGACGAGAACAGAGGAUCAACAUGUGGUGAUCUUCACUAAUGUCUCCCAGCUCGGUUCUGGACAGUGGCUGGUGAUGGAGUAAACAGCUUCAUGAGACCAUUGCUCUUCUGGUGAGAAGCUAAGGGAUUACCCAAGACCUUGUGCAGCACCAGACUGGACUUAGUGGUGUUGUUCAGGGAGUCCUCUGUAUUUCUUUUAAUUUCUUUCUUUGAUUUUUACUUUUUCUGCUCUGCUUGAAAUGGAGAUACAGUGGCGUUUAUGGAAUAAGGACUCCUUCAUCAGGCCAUGGAUACCUUUACUGCUUGGGCUUCACCUCCAGCUCUCCAGGGCCUCCGACUGUCCUGAAGAGUGCCGCUGCGAUCGCACCUUUGUUUAUUGCAAUGAGCGGAGCCUGACUUCAGUGCCUCUGGGAAUUUGUGAGGGUUAUAAGACCCUCUACCUCCACAACAACCAAAUCAAUAAUGCUGGCUUUCCCUUGGAGCUCCACCAUGUGUCUUCUGUGGAGACGGUGUACCUCUACGGGAACCAACUGGACGAGUUUCCAAUCAACCUGCCCAAAAAUGUUAAGGUCCUCCAUCUACAAGAGAACAACAUUCAGACCAUCUCCAGAGUGGCUCUGGCUCAGCUUCUGUGGCUGGAGGAGCUGCAUUUGGAUGAUAAUUCCAUCUCUACUGUCGGGGUGGAGGAGGGGGCCUUCCGUGAGGCGGUGAGCUUGAAGAUGCUUUUCCUCACCAAAAACCACCUCAGCAGCGUCCCUAUUGGUCUCCCAGAUGAUCUAAAAGAACUGCGCUUGGAUGAGAAUCGGAUUGCGGUUAUUGCAGAAGAAGCGUUCAAAAACGUCACCCGUCUGGAGCGCCUCCUGUUGGAUGGAAACCUGUUAACAGAUGAAGGGAUCUCACCAGGGACCUUCCAGGACCUGGUCACACUAAGGGAGCUGUCCCUGGCCCGCAACUCACUCACCUACCCUCCCCCCUUCCUCCCUGGAGAGGUGCUUGUUAAAUUAAACUUUCAGGAAAAUCAGAUGCACCAGAUCCCUGUCAGAGCCUUUGCAGGGUUGCACAAGCUGGAGCGGCUGGAUAUUUCCAACAACCAGCUGCAGUCGUUGACACGAGGGGUCUUUGACGGCCUCGCGAGUCUCAGACAGCUCACUGUUCGGAACAACCUUUGGCUUUGUGACUGCAGCAUCAGAUGGGUGGUUUCAUGGCUCAAGUCUCUGCCUGCCUCGCUCAAUGUGCGAGGCUUCAUGUGCCACAAACCCGAGAAGUUCCGGGGCAUGGUGAUCCGGGAACUGAGUGCUGAGCUGGUCCAGUGCCCACCGAGCACAGCCACGGCCCUGGAGCUUCCCUCACCAGCUGACAGCGCUCUCACCCCACUCCUGUCCUCUUCCACGGAUUCCCCGUCAGUCACUCAGUAUGUCCCGCCCCCGUCUCGCCAACCUUUGCCCACGCUACCCACCCUCUACCCCAUCUAUACCACACGAGGAAGAGGAACAAGGACUAAGCAGCCUCUGGACCCCCGAAAGGAGACUCUGCAGGUCUCAUUUGCCAUUCUAAAUGGUUCAGCCAUCCAUGUGAGCUGGGUGGCUGCGUUUCCAGUCACUGCCUACAAGGUGACCUGGGCCAGAAUGGGCCCCAGUCUGACGGGGGACACGGUACGGGAGAGGAUGGUGGGUGGGGAUCACCGGGGUACACGGCUGGCUAACCUCCAGCCAAAGUCCACCUAUCGUAUCUGUGUCAUUCCUUUGGAUGCUUUCAAUAACUACAGACCCAAAGAUGACACUGUGUGCACUGAGGCCGUGACCACGCCCGCCUCCUUCAGCCCUGACAACAACAACAAAAGACAGUCCGGGCCCGAGCAGGCCACCCAGCCAGAACCCGGUUCACCUUUGCUGCUGGCGGGGCUGAUUGGUGGGGCUGUGGUCGUGGUGCUGGUCGUACUGGUCGGUAUCUUCUGCUGGCAAAUGCACAAGAAAAGCCGCUCAAAGUUCUCCGCCAAGUGGAAAUACAACCGGGGACGCAGAAAAGACGACUACUGUGAGGCCGGCACCAAGAAAGAUAAUUCCAUCCUGGAAAUGACUGAAACCAGCUUCCAGAUAGUUUCGCUCAAUAAUGAGCAGCUCCUCAAGGGAGAUUUUCACAUUCAGCCUAUUUACACCCCUAAUGGGGGCAUUGGCUUCCGAGACUGCCCCCUGGGGAGCAACAGCACAGUCUGCUGCAAGAACAAUGUUCAAGACGCAGACUUUUGUCACACGUGACGGUUUGAACGCAUCAGAAGCCUUUUUACUGACAGACAGCCGCUCUGUACUGAACCGUGUACAGUGUUCAUACUGUCUGGACCCUGUGUCUUCAGGAAAUGUACUUUAUACAACUGGCUGGAUGAUAUCUUUUAUACAACAACACUGGAUUUAAAAGUCAUUAGUUUCUGGAGUUUUGCUGUUUCAGUUCUGUGAACAUGUACGAUCAGGAUCAGUAUGAAGGCUGCGUUCUGUUUAGUUCUUCAGUAAAACUGAAAGAUUUCCUCGUAUACUGUGACCAUAACAGAUCCUGUAGAUGCAGCAUGAAGUAGGAAUGAUGAGAACAGGGAGAGGGAAAAGUGACACACGAUCAGCCACGCUCACCACUAGAGGGCACACUUUCCUGGACGCCAUGCAGUCAGCUAGACUCUGACUGUUAUCAGCGGCUCUCCCACUGAUGAGGAACAUUUGUUUAAUUACAGCUGCACUCAACAGAGAUGCAUUUUGGUUCAACACAUAGAACACGUUUUUAUGUGUUGGCAUUACCAGGACGUUUAAAGGCCACACAGGCAGCAGCAGGCCACAGAGCUCUCACCUGUUUGGUUUUCAAGAUGAACAUGUGAUCACAGCUGAGGUGUCAUGUUGUUAGCACUAGCUGUGUUUGGUGGUCGGUAUCACAGAGCUGAGCAGCAAAAAGCACAUCUGCCAUCUUUAACCCAUUAGGAACCAGCUCCUUCUCUUCAUUCAGCAAGAACAACAUCAUGGUUACACAGUUUGUAUGUGCCUUGAAACUGUCAGCUUACGUCUUUUAAAUCCAUGUUUUUGCACAAAGCAUAUCCUGUAUAUACAUUUAAUUGAAUUGUUGCUGAGGAAACAUCUUGAUUAUUUAUUUACCUCCUUACACAUUUAAUUAAACAUGUCUCCA
Messenger RNA from Stegastes partitus (bicolor damselfish), 3191 nucleotides. Its product is annotated as leucine-rich repeat transmembrane protein FLRT2. The coding region runs from base 272 to 2287 and encodes 671 amino acids. The record is from RefSeq and is a predicted model, not a curated record. Gene Ontology annotation, molecular function: protein binding. The transcript has a single exon. Lineage: Eukaryota; Metazoa; Chordata; Actinopteri; Pomacentridae.